Xiphophorus hellerii (green swordtail) is the source of this 2019-nucleotide messenger RNA. Its product is annotated as nuclear factor 7, brain-like. Bases 213 to 1598 code for a protein of 461 amino acids. The record is from RefSeq and is a predicted model, not a curated record. The transcript has 2 exons. Gene Ontology annotation, molecular function: protein binding; ubiquitin-protein transferase activity; zinc ion binding. Lineage: Eukaryota; Metazoa; Chordata; Actinopteri; Cyprinodontiformes; Poeciliidae. Gene Ontology annotation, biological process: protein ubiquitination.
AAUCCAACAGGAACAACCGGGAAAAAACAGGAAACAGUUUAGAGAGAAAAAGUUGGAGAAAACGCUCGUGGGAUGAACUUCGUCUGCGACUGAAAUCAAACUAACACUGAACAAGGAGAACAGAGAGAGAACUGAGCAACUAGACACUGAAACACAGACUGCUGCAGGAGGAAACACAAGACAAUCAAAGUCAAACUUCACUCUGAGACAAAAUGGCUUCCAGAUCAGACGAUGAUCUCUGCUGUCCGGUCUGUCUGGAAAUAUUUAAGGAUCCAGUUAUUCUGUCAUGUAGCCACAGCUUCUGUAAGGAGUGUCUGCAGAAAUAUUGGAGAACAAGAACUGGUCGCUCAUGUCCUCUUUGUAGGAAAAGAUCUGCAUCCGAUGCUCCACCUUUUAAUCUGUCUCUGAAGAAUCUCUGUGAGUCUUUCUUACAGCAGAGAGAGCAGAGAGCUUCAGAGGAUCUCUGCUCUCUGCACUCUGAGAAACUCAAACUCUUCUGUCUGGACCAUCAGCAGCCAGUUUGUCUCGUCUGCAGUCAUUCAGAUUUACACAAAAACGAUAAAUUCAAACCCAUCGAUGAAGCUGCUCAGCAACACAAGAAGAACCUUCAGGAAACUCUGGAGCCUUUAAAGAAGAAGCUGGAGCUCAGGAAGAAAGUUCAGGAGGAGUUUGAUCAGACAGCAGAACACCUGAAGGUCCAGGCCCGACACACAGAGAGGCAGAUUAUGGAGCAGUUUAAGCAGCUUCAUCAGUUUCUAGCAGAGGAAGAGGAGGCCAGGCUGGCUGCACUGAGGGAGGAAGAGGAGCAGAAGAGAGGGAUGAUGAAGGAGAAGAUGGAGGCUCUGAGCAGAGAGAUAGCAGCUCUUUCAGACACAGUCAGAGCCACAGAGGAGGAGCUGAGAGCUGAAGACGUCUCAUUCCUGCACAACUACAAGGCUGCAGUGGAAAGAGUCCAGCGCUGCCCCCUGCUGGAGGAUCCACAGCUGCCCUCAGGAGCUCUGAUAGACCAGGCCAAACAUCUGGGCAACCUGGCCUUCAACAUCUGGAGCAACAUGGAGAACAUGGUGACCUACACUCCUCUGGUUCUGGACCCAAACACGGCUGGUAAAAAACUCCAUCUGUCUGAAGAUCUGACCAAUGGGAGGAGAGGAGAGAAACAGCAACUUCCUGAUAAUCCAGAGAGAUUUGAUAUUAACUGGUGUUCUGUUGUGAGUUCUGCUGGUUUUAACUCAGGGAACCACAGCUGGGCUGUUGAUGUUGGAGACAGUGAAGCCUGGAUUCUUGGUGUGUUAGAGUCUGAUCAAAGGAAGGGAGGAUCACAGACCAGAUGGUUGGUUGUUGCAUUCGGUUCACGUAAAUACACAACAUGUUCUCCAUCAGUUCCUCCCAAAGAUCUCUCAGUCCAGAAGAAUCUCCAGAGGAUCAGAGUGAAUCUGGACUGGGACAGAGGAAAGCUGUCCUUCUCUGAUCUGGAUACUAACACACACAUACACACCUUCACACACACCUUCACUCACAAGGUGUUUCCAUACUUCAACACUCUUAAAACAUUAAAGAUCGUACCGAUGAAGAUCUCAGUGAUCAAGCAGCAGCUCUGAUGAUCUCAGCAUGAAGAUCACAAAGUCCAAAUAAAAACUUAUUGAUCAGAUUGAAACUGUGAGUUUUAAAGAGGAAACUGGAGAUGAUCUGAUCAUCUGGAGAUUCUUCAUCUCUGUUCAGAUUCAUCACCAGCUGCUGGAAGCAGCAGGGCGGCGUUAAUAUUUCACAUCUGACUCUUUAGUCUGAGUUCAGCUCUGAUUCUAAAAUGACUCAGAGUGAGAGGUCUUGUUUUUUUGUUCAUCUCUGGGUAAUUAUUAGUUUAUCAGGAACUAUUGAUGUAUUAAAAAAUUGGAUUUUAUUGAAUAUGUGAGCAAAAAUGAUCCCAGCAAUGUGUUUAGUUUACAAACUAAAUAUUUACUUUGCUAACUAAAUUAUUUAGCUCCAAACUGAAUAUUUAAUUUUCUUUUGUCUGAUUUUGUU